This is a messenger RNA of Penicillium waksmanii, 1563 nucleotides long. It is a transcript of the gene cp9, whose product is annotated as putative serine carboxypeptidase. The record is from RefSeq and is a predicted model, not a curated record. Gene Ontology annotation, biological process: apoptotic process; proteolysis. Gene Ontology annotation, molecular function: serine-type carboxypeptidase activity. Lineage: Eukaryota; Fungi; Ascomycota; Eurotiomycetes; Eurotiales; Aspergillaceae. The transcript is spliced from 2 exons. Gene Ontology annotation, cellular component: trans-Golgi network. The coding region runs from base 1 to 1563 and encodes 520 amino acids.
AUGAACUUGCUAGAAAUGGUCUACUUCUUUCAUUUUCUCUGGGCGUUGCCCGUUCUGUUAUUGUCAAGGGCCACUCGUGGCUCCGAUAUCUCGCGGUUUGAGGUUCACUCGCUGCCAGGAAGUCCUUCAUUGCCAACCAGCUGGGCUGGGAGAUUGCCGGUGCCGGACACCCAGACAGGAAAUGAUCUUUUCUUCUGGUUAUUCAAGACGGAGAAUGUGGCUUACGAUGAUGACCUGAUCAUUUGGUUCAAUGGCGGCCCAGGUUGCUCGUCGUUGAUCGGAAUGACUACAGGGAAUGGCCCUAUCUCAUUCAUAGGCAAUUCAUCCGAUCUCACUCUCAACCCAUACUCAUGGACAGAGUUGGGUCAUGUUUUAUAUGUGGAUCAACCUGUCGGCACUGGCUUCUCAACCGCCAGCACCCCAUACCCAGCGAAAAACAACGCCGAUGUAACAGCACAUUUCGUUCAAUGGCUCCAGUCCUUCCUAGACCUGUUCCCACAUCUCAAAUCCAAGAAGAUCCACCUCAUGGGUGAAUCUUAUGCUGGGAUCUACAUCCCGUACAUCGCAUCUGCUCUACUAGAGAACAACAACCCCCUCUCAUUGAACAUCCGAUCAAUGUCCCUCGGCGAUGGGUCUUGGGGGAAUGCAGCAGCAAUGGCUGACGUCGCAAUGGGCACCUAUCUACACACCCAAGCCCACCAACUCAAAAUCCCAAAAUCCAUCCUCUCAGCCUUCACCGUAGCAGACAAUAUCUGCGGUUUCACAGACACCCUCAAAAGGGCCCAAGAAUACCCACCAAGCUCCAAGUUCCACGUACCCGGAAAUCCAGAAAACAUGAAUUAUCGUCGUGACUUCCCCCGCCACCGGCGCGACCUCAUCACGGCCGGAGACGGCUCAUGCAACAUCAGCCCGAUCAACGCCUCGGGAAUCAACGACUCGAUCCUAAACUCCACCUGCUACGGACCCUGCGCAACAUUUUCCACCGCAAUGGAUUAUCUAACAACGACCUCUGCCGCCGGCACCGGACCACCCUGCUACGACGUCUACGAUAUUUCCCACAACUGCGGCACAAUCAGUCCACUCCCACUACUGGGAGAAUAUUUCAGUCAAAAGGACGUCCAGAAAGCCCUACACGUCGAAGAAAGUGGUCCUUACAGCGCAUGCAAUUCGACUAUCCUAGGCACGCUUCUCGGCGCGACUCCGCCCACCCCGCCCGCGUACGACAUCCUCCCAUCCCUCGUAACGAAGCAUAAUCUCUCGCUGCACAUCUACAAUGGGAAGUGGGACAUGCUGCUCAAUCAUAUCGGGACGGAACUUUCGAUUCAAAAUAUGACUUGGCGAGGUGGACAGGGGUUUGCGGAGCGACCUCAUCGUCCGUUCUUUGCGGACAAUGCGGCUCCUGUUAACGGUAGCUCUUGUAGUGCGGGUACUGGGGUUUGGGCUGCUGAGCGUGGGGUCUCGUAUCAUCUUUUUGACGGAGCGGGUCAUAGUGUCUUUGCGAGUAAGCCGAGGGAGAUGUUUUCUUUUGUGAGGGAUGUGGUUGUUGGACGACGGAUGGUUUAG